Molecule: messenger RNA, 1688 nt
Organism: Gopherus evgoodei (Goodes thornscrub tortoise)
Lineage: Eukaryota; Metazoa; Chordata; Testudines; Testudinidae
Product: mast cell protease 1A-like
Exons: 5
Coding region: 71-808 (245 amino acids)
Biological process (GO): proteolysis
Molecular function (GO): serine-type endopeptidase activity
Source: RefSeq, a predicted model, not a curated record
AAAACCAGCCAUGGGACAGCAGGAGGCUCAGGUUGGCGCCAAGCCUGGAUGAGGUGCUGUGAACUCACAGAUGGAGCGUCCCCAGCGCCUCCUGCUCCUGCUCUCCCUGCUGUCCUACCCCUCGACCCAUGCUGGUGCUUUGAGGAGUCAGAUUGUCGGGGGGCAUGAAGCCAAGCCUCACUCCAGACCCUACAUGGCAGCCCUGAAGGUUUCCAGUCAUUUCUACUGCGGGGGGUUUCUGGUGGCCCCAGACUGGGUGAUGACCGCUGCUCACUGCAUGGGGGACAUCAGUGUCAUCCUGGGAGCUCACAAUUACCACAUCCCGGAGGCCUCCCAGCAGAUGUUUGCCGUUGAAAGCUACCAUCCGCACCCAGAAUACAACGCCAAUUAUGUGCCAUACAAUGACAUCCUUCUCCUAAAGCUGAGACACAAAGCCCAACUGAAUAAAUACGUCCAGGUGAUCCCUCUGCCCAAGAGCAGCAGCGAUCUCCCUGCGGACACCAAGUGCAUUGUGUCGGGAUGGGGCCUCAUUGACCAAGAGGUAGCAACUUACAAGCUCUUUGAGACCAACGCCACCGCCCUGAGCCGGAGGAAAUGUCUCCUGUUCUACCCAGAGCUCACCGACAGCAUGGUCUGCGCAGCCAGCUACCACAAGCUCAGUGACGUCAACCGCGGGGACUCCGGUGGCCCUUUGGUCUGCAACGGGGUGGCCCAGGGGAUCGUCUCCUACGGUUUCCAGUUCCCUCCCUCGGUGUACACUCGCAUCGCCCACUACCUGCCCUGGAUUCGAAAGACUAUGGGGCAGUGACCGGAGAGAAAGAUGCUACAGCUUCUCCGGCAUCUGCAUGCUGCAAGUCACUGGCUUUUCUCUCUCCCCCAGGUGUUACCUGGAACUGUAGGGAUAACAACGCAGGGCCCACCCAACUCCUCCUUUUGGGCUGCCCGUUUCUUUACAUUUAAAUGUCAUUAGUGGACCAGAACCACCCCCCAGGAAGAACAUACAAGGCUUAAUCCUGAGUCCCUCGCCAAAUUUUUACACCCAAACCUCCCAGGUUAGCCUCGGUGAGGAGGGAGUGAAAACAUGGCAAGGAACUCAGAUUUGGCCCAAAUGGAUCGGAACAAAGUUUUCCUCAGCCAAGCAGCCCCCUCCUGGUUCAGAACACACGUGAAUCCCACAAUGCUGGGGAGUGUUCCAAAGCACAUGGAUUGUGACGGGCUUCAGGCACCCAAUUUGAAGGCUUUUUUGGGGAAAUGCUGACUCAUCAAAACCCAAACUGGCUGUAGCUAAGGGCUAGCUUUGAGGACUGUUCCGAUAGAAGAUAUUAGGAUUUUUUUUUCUAGAUUGCAAAAACUGACUAUUUUGACAUUUUCUAGGUGGAUUGUUUCGGGUGUGGGGAUGAUGCCACUUUUCAUUUUGAAAUUUUAAUCAACUGAAAUGAAAGGAAAGGUACCAUUUAAAAAAGAAAGGGUUGAAAUCAAAUUUGAAAUGUUUUGAAAUUAACCAAAUACUUUCAGCUGACCAGAUCUGAUUUUUUUUAACUGCAGAUGAUCAGUUUGCAAAAAUUCACAAGAUUCCCACUUCUCACCCCAAUUUGAGAUGCCCCCCGCUGCCCCAUUCCUUCUGUGCCCCGGCAGCGCUCGAGUGUAACAAGCAAGUCAAUAAAUGAGCUUUUGCAUUUCAUAAAGUC